AACACACUCUAUAGUCUAUCCUCUAGCUUCAAUCUCACCCACCAUUUCCCCACCUUAGAUUGACGGUGAGGAAAAAAAUGGCCUGCACAGCUACUUCCGCCGCUGCCUUCGUCUCCAACGCCAGGGUUCUGUCUCCCAAAUCCGUUCCGGUUGCGAAGUCGGUCGCUCAGUCCCUGACUGUUCCGACUUCUUUCACCGGUCUGCGCAGGUCUCUCCAAUCUCGAGUUUCACGAUCGGUUUCCCUAAGUCGUGGCUCUCAUUCUCGAAAGAGCUUCGUUGUGAAAGCUAGUUUUGAACUCCCAUUGGUGGGAAAUACUGCUCCGGAUUUUGAGGCGGAGGCUGUUUUUGAUCAGGAGUUCAUUAAGGUCAGGCUCUCUGAAUAUAUUGGGAAGAAAUAUGUGAUACUCUUUUUCUACCCACUAGACUUCACUUUUGUUUGCCCCACAGAGAUUACUGCUUUCAGUGAUCGCUAUGGGGAAUUUGAGAAGCUUAACACAGAAAUAUUGGGUGUUUCAGUGGACAGUGUGUUCUCGCACCUUGCAUGGGUUCAAACAGAUAGAAAGUCUGGUGGUCUGGGUGACUUGAGGUACCCAUUGAUAUCUGAUGUUACCAAGUCAAUUUCAAAAUCUUAUCAAGUUCUGAUCCCUGAUCAGGGAAUUGCAUUGAGAGGCCUUUUCAUUAUUGACAAGGAAGGAGUUAUCCAGCACUCUACCAUUAACAAUCUUGCCAUUGGCCGAAGUGUUGAUGAGACAUUGAGGACGCUUCAGGCCUUGCAAUAUGUGCAAGAAAAUCCAGAUGAAGUCUGCCCGGCUGGAUGGAAGCCAGGGGAGAAAUCAAUGAAACCAGACCCUAAGCUCAGCAAGGAGUAUUUUGCUGCAAUAUAGAGAGGUAGCAUGCAAGAGCCAAGAGCGAACGUGUCUGUUAGCUGUAAACGAGUUUAGUCCCAAUGUAAUGUGUUGCAGUGGUCCAGUUUUUGGUAGCAAUCUCUUGGAAUAAACAUGUUUGGAUGGUGCCUACCAGGCUUUUUUGGAUCCGUUAAAGAACACAACACAACUUUCCUGCUAUCACCAGCUUUUCUUUCAUCGUUUGUAUGUUUGAAGCAUGAUUUGAAGUUUAAUCAAACUAAGUUGUGAAC
Molecule: messenger RNA, 1135 nt
Organism: Rubroshorea leprosula
Lineage: Eukaryota; Viridiplantae; Streptophyta; Magnoliopsida; Malvales; Dipterocarpaceae
Source: the annotation of a GenBank genome assembly